This is a messenger RNA of Pseudomyrmex gracilis, 508 nucleotides long. RefSeq names its product ATP synthase subunit e, mitochondrial (gene ATPsynE). Bases 72 to 329 code for a protein of 85 amino acids. Gene Ontology annotation, biological process: proton motive force-driven ATP synthesis. The record is from RefSeq and is a predicted model, not a curated record. The transcript has 3 exons. Lineage: Eukaryota; Metazoa; Arthropoda; Insecta; Hymenoptera; Formicidae. Gene Ontology annotation, molecular function: proton transmembrane transporter activity.
CACACACAUAUACGAAUCAUUGACGAACCUUCUCUUUCAGAGACGGGCGAUUUUCUUGAUUUAUCCGCAAAAUGUCGUCCGCUACGCUAGAUCCGAGACCUCUGCGAGUUUCUCCUUUCAUUAAAUUUUGCCGCUGGAGUUUGCUUCUUACUGGAAUUGUUUACGGUGCGUUCCAUCAUCGAAGAUUCUCUAAAAUUGAAAAUGCUCGCAGAGAAGAAGAGUUGAGAACCAAACCCGAGCGUGAUGCUAAGCUAGCGGAAGAGAGAAGACUCGCUCUAAUAGCUGAGCAAAAAAUGAUAGACGAAUUAAUAACUCCAACUCCUAAAUAAUGCGCCAUCUUAAUGCGUUUGUUUAUUGUGCAUAUGAAAUAUUAACACUUUGUAUCUAUAAAACUAGUCGAACACAUACUUGUUGGAAUGUCACAUUAUUACAUUAACAGAUAAUAAAUCUGUAUUGUACAAAAACCUCAAAUAAAAAGAUCUGUGACGAUUAUGUAACAUGAGAUUUA